AUGAAUAAAGUGGGAUUUUGUGCUUUAUUAGAGAAUAAAAUGAAGAAGGAUAAAGUUGAUGAUAUGAUGACUAAAUUGUUCUUUGGCUGGGAACACUACAGUAGUAAUGUCACAGAAGGCAGAAUUUUGGUACUUUGGAAGAAAUCUUUUAUCAAGGUUCAGGUCCUACUGGAACAACAACAAUUUGUUCACUGUUUGGUUAAAUUUACAGGCUUGCCGAUGGAAAUUGUGGUCACUUUUGUUUAUGGUCUUAACACUAUGGUUGAGAGAUUGGAUAUGUGGAGGGGUCUAUCUUCUAUUCAUGUCAUGAAAAAGCCUUGGUUGGUCGUGGGAGAUUUCAAUGUUGUGUUUAAUUUUGAUGACAAAAUGGGAGGGAAGGCGAUAAGUGCAACUGAGAUUCUUGACUCUACUGCUUUGCUAGCCCAUUCUCAGUUGGCUUCUCUCAAGAGCAUGGAUUGGAUUGAUGCCUUGCCUAACUCUAUUGCUGAACUUCAAUGGGAUGUCCAUUCAGACCAUUGUUAUUGUCUCAUCAAGGCUCUUAAACUUGGAAAUCUGGGCAUAAAACCAUUUCGGUAUUUUAAUUUCUGUAUUGCUCACAGAAGGUUUAAAGAGGUAGUUAUAGAUAGUUGGCAUAAGCCUAUGGCAGUGGGGGGUUUACUGGGUAUGACUAAAAAGUUUCUUCGGCUGAAGCAUAUUUUGAAAGCUUUUAAUAGGGAGGAAAUUGGUGAUGUUGAGCAGGGAUAUCAUCAAGCUAAGGGAGACUAUCAACUGGCACUAACUAGAGCUCAAGCUUCACCAACUGAUACUGCUGCUCAGGAGGCUGAAAAAAUAGCAGCGGUUCGCUAUCAAGAUCACUAUGCUAGAUACAUAAGUUUUUUGAUACAGCGUAGCAAAGUUACAUGGCUGCAGAAGGGUGAUGAUAAUAAUUCGUACUUUCAUGCAUGCAUUAAAAAAAGAAGGGAGGAGAAUCGUAUUGUUUCAUUUCUGAAUGAGUAA
This is a messenger RNA of Humulus lupulus (European hop), 996 nucleotides long. RefSeq lists its product as uncharacterized. NCBI's taxonomy places the organism in Eukaryota, Viridiplantae, Streptophyta, Magnoliopsida, Rosales, Cannabaceae. The coding region runs from base 1 to 996 and encodes 331 amino acids. The transcript has 2 exons. The record is from RefSeq and is a predicted model, not a curated record.